UUUGUGAUCCUGUUGCUAGGAUUAAGCCUUUUGCACUGCAGCAUGGAGAGUCUUUUGUUUGAGUUAAAUUCAGACCUCUUGAUAUGUCACCUGACAGUCUUGUGGUUUUGGAUGAAUAUGGCUCAUUGCUAUUAUUAACCUGAGUUGGCAGCCGGGCACAACAGGAGUUUAUAGGGAUUUCGAAAAGUGGAACUGCUCGGGGGACAAAGAUGCUUCCCAGCUGGCCUUUGCCGGAGUUUGACCCGAGCCAGAUCCGGCUGAUCGUGUAUCAGGACUGCGAGAGGAGGGGACGGAAUGUCUUGUUUGACUCCAGUGCUAAAAGAAAAAUCGAGGAUGUUUCAGUGUCGAAACUCUGCAGUGAUGCUCAGGUGAGAGUGUUUGGGAAAUGCUGCCAACUGAAGCCUGGAGGAGACAGCUCUUCUUCCUUGGAUAGCUCAAUCAAUUCAUCCUCCUCGUUCUCUGAUCCAAAAGAACAAUGCCCAAAAUACCAGGGUUCUCGGUGCUCUUCAGAUGCCAACAUGCUUGGAGAGAUGAUGUUUGGCUCUGUGGCCAUGAGCUACAAGGGCUCCACGUUGAAAAUUCACCAGAUCCGCUCACCUCCCCAGCUCAUGCUCAGCAAGGUGUUCACAGCCCGCACCGGGAGCAGCAUCUACGGCAGCCUCAACACGUUGCAGGACAGUCUUGAGUUCAUUAAUCAAGACAGCAAUACAUUAAAGCCUGACCACAGUACAAUUAUGAAUGGACUUCUUGGGAAUAUAGGUCUUUCCCAGCUUUGCAGCCCCAGGCGGGCAUUCUCAGAGCAAGGUCCGCUCCGCCUCAUCCGGAGCGCCUCUUUCUUUGCAGUUCAUAGCAACCCUAUGGAUAUGCCUGGGAGGGAGCAGAAUGAGGACAGAGACAGCGGUAUAGCAAGAUCUGCAUCUCUUAGCAGUCUGCUGAUCACUCCGUUCCCAUCCCCGGGCUCCUCGUUUAACAAAAGCUGUGCUAGCAGCUACCAGCGGCGUUGGCGUCGCAGCCAGACUACCAGCUUGGAGAACGGGGUCUUCCCUCGAUGGUCCAUGGAUGAAAGUUUCAACUUGUCAGAUGACAGCUCUGGUCCAAGCCCGGGAAUUGUUAGGAAGAAAAAGAUAGCAAUUGGGGUUAUUUUUUCACUCUCAAGAGAUGAAGAUGAAAACAACAAAUUCAACGAGUUCUUCUUCUCCCACUUCCCUCUUUUUGAGAGUCACAUGAACAAACUGAAGAGUGCAAUAGAACAGGCUAUGAAAAUGAGCCGGAGAUCAGCUGAUGCCAGCCAGCGGAGUUUGGCCUAUAACAGGAUUGUGGAUGCCCUUAAUGAAUUCAGAACGACAAUUUGCAACCUGUACACGAUGCCCCGCAUCGGGGAGCCCGUCUGGCUCACCAUGAUGUCAGGGACACCCGAGAAGAACCAGCUCUGCCAUCGCUUCAUGAAGGAGUUCACUUUCCUCAUGGAAAACGCUUCCAAGAACCAGUUUUUACCAGCUUUGCUGACUGCAGUGCUGACUAACCACCUGGCCUGGGUCCCCACCGUCAUGCCCAAUGGCCAGCCGCCCAUAAGGAUCUUCCUGGAGAAGCAUUCUUCCCAGAGCGUGGACAUGCUGGCCAAAACCCAUCCCUACAACCCUCUGUGGGCACAGCUUGGUGACCUGUAUGGGGCUAUUGGAUCACCUGUGAGAUUGGCAAAAACAGUUGUGGUUGGCAAAAGGCAUGACCUGGUCCAGAGAUUGCUUUACUUCCUCACUUACUUCAUCAGAUGCUCUGAACUUCAAGAGACACAUCUUCUAGAGAACGGGGAGGAUGAGGCCAUCGUCAUGCCCGGCACUGUGAUCACCACCACGCUGGAGAAAGGAGAAGUGGAGGAGUCUGAGUAUGUGCUUGUCACAAUGCACAAGAACAGGGGCAACCUGCUGCCCACGGAGUCUGAAGAGACGAGAACUGCCAACUGCAGCUGUAAAUACUGCAAAUGUCCCCCUUCCCUGGCACAGAACAUAGAAGGGGUUCCACAGCACGAGCGAGAAGACACGCAAAGCACCCCCAAGGGAGAGCUGGAAACUUCUUCCGACGAGAGCAGAACCAUCGUCCCCGACGACGGGCAGGAAGAUGCUGCGGAUGUGAAGCAGCCGAGGCCCUGCAUGGACACCAAGCUGGAGACUGUGGUGUGCACGGGGGCGGCUGCAGGGCCAGACUCUGGAGUGGAGGCCCCAGGGAGUGCGUGGAGGGGCGAGGAGGGGCUGGAGCCGGGCAGCCCCGCGGGCGGGGGCACGCGGACACCCGGCAUCGCCGUGGAGAAGAAGCCCCCUGACAAGCUCUUCUGCGACGCCUUCCCCUGCGCCGCCGAGGCCCAGACAAAGGUGACUUUCCUCAUCGGAGAUUCCAUGUCACCUGACUCAGACAUCGAGCUGAGGAGUCAGGCAGUAGUGGAACAAAUUGCCAGGCAUCACAGCCCGCCAGCAGCGGAGGCAGCAGUGUCUGCUGAUCAGAACUGUGAAGCUAAACAAACUGUUGAGGACCAAAAUAGAGACUGUGGGACAGCUGAACCCUUUCCUCAAGUUGCUAGUGAGCAUCAGAGCUGGAACCCAAACCCGUGCAGUGCUGAGAGCAUGAGCCUGUUUGACGAGUAUUUCACUGAUGACAGUUCAGUUGAAACCCGGACUAUUGAUGAUAUUCCAGGGCAAGCAGCCACGGACCUUCUUGCUCACAACAGUAGUUUAGAGUUUUCUAAAAAACUGUGUACAAAGGCUUGCAAACCACCUAGUGAAUUUUGUAAAUUCAUGGACUCUGUUCGACAAGAGACCUACAAAAACUGCUUUAAUGAGCAGGACCAAAGAGAGAAAAUCUCUAUUCGUGUCCCCUGUGGGGACAGAGAAAACGUAGAGAAAAAAGUCGCCCCAGGGAUUGAUUGGGACAUUCCAAGAAAUGAGAGUUCAGACAGUGCCCUGGGUGACAGUGAAAGUGAGGAUACAGGCCAUGAUCUAACUAGACUGGGCAGUAACUAUUACGGAGGAGAGCAAGAAGAUUGGGCAGAGGAAUAUGAGAUUCCCUUCCCUGGGUCAAAAUUAGUUGAAGUGAACUCUGUCCAGCCCAGUAUUGCCAAUUUUGGAAGAUCCUUACUAGGAGGCUACUGUUCAUCUUAUGUCCCUGACUUUGUUUUGCAAGGAAUAGGAAGUGAUGAAAAGCUGAGGCACUGUUUGGUGUCAGAUUUGUCUCAUGCUGUGCAGCACCCUGUUCUGGACGAGCCCAUCGCAGAGGCUGUUUGCAUUAUUGCAGACACAGACAAGUGGACGGUGCAAGUGGCCAGUAGCCAGAGAAGAAUGAUUGACAAUAAACUGGGAAAAGAAGUGUUAGUCUCCAGUCUCGUCUCCAACCUGCUUCAUUCCACUCUUCAGCUUUACAAGCAUAAUUUAUCUCCAAACUUUUGUGUGAUGCACCUGGAGGAUCGGCUGCAGGAGCUCUACUUCAAAAGCAAGAUGCUGUCUGAGUAUCUCAAGGGCCAGAUGAGAGUCCACGUGAAGGAGCUGGGCGUGGUGCUGGGGAUUGAAUCCAGCGACCUCCCUUUGCUGGCAGCUGUAGCGAGCACUCACUCUCCCUACGUUGCCCAGAUCCUACUUUAACAAGCCAGAGCCCACAGACUUCAACUUUUUGCCUCUCUGAAAACAAAGUGGAAGACAACUUGUUCUGGCUCCUUUCUCUUUGCAGCAAUUCAAACAAACUGCUCGCUGAGCUGCAGCACCUCCAUAUAUGACUGCACAGUGUGCAAACAGUUGGAGACUUCUCCUCUCCCACUCGGCCAUUUAUCAAAAAGGAUAAAGAAAGGAGUAAAGAAAACUGAGUAAGCCCGAGCUUUCAGCCACGGAAAAGUGAAGAUUUUAGCAAAGCUGAAGAUCUGCGUUUUUUAGCAGUUUCUGCCACAAUGGCUGACUGUGACUUACACUGGGGAACGGAGGAAGAACUGCUCUGAGAAACACAGGAUGCCAUCAGCCCUUAGGAACUGAACAGGAGAGAGCAGCUGCUGCCUCCAGCCCGGCCUCAGCUGAGCAGGAUCUCCUUGGGAUCUCUAAUUCUCAAGCUGCGAUGAUUUGUAAACAACUUCUACUUUUUCAUGUCAUAGUCCAGUUCUGGAUUGUUCCCAGAGGAAGAACGGGGCCGCUUUGUUUUGUAAAAGGCUUAUUAAUGACAGUCAGCUCCAGAAUUUAUUUAUGAUCUUUCUCUUGGGAAGAGGGAAAAGCAGGGGACAGAGGGGGACAGGGAGGAGGAAGGAAGAGGCCAACAGACAAACUAGCGAUGGAGAUUCUUUCUUGGCUGGAUGCUGUAACCAGUAUUAAAUGUUUAUAAUGUUUAAAUGUUGCUUUAUACUAAGUGAUGCUUUUCUUCCACAACGUAAUCAAAAUGUUAAAAACAAAAAUAAUCUAAAGAGAAUGUUGGCUGAAAUUUCCCCACGGGGUCCCCAGAAUGACAUGACAAUUACCUCUAACUUUUUUAUGAUCUUUAAUGUUCUUGCAACACCAUAUUCUUUUUACAGCAGUCAGUCAGCCAGCUAUUGAAAUAAUGAACUAGAAAUAAUUGUACCAAAGCAUUGGGGACAAAAUGAGUAGACUAUUACCCUUAAUUGCUCAGGUAACUAAUUGAUACAUUUUUUAAAACCAUUCUACAAAAGAAAUGAACAUUGAUUACACCAUAGUGUAGUAAUAUCCAAAUUAUUUUUUGACAAAUAUACCCUGCAGAUGACUCUAAUCCCUUUUCUACUCACUCGUGUAAUUACCAGCAGGAAAUGUUGUUUGUUUUAUUCUCAGCAUUUCUCUUUUACUCAGCCAUCACUGGUUUGUCACUGUAUAUACAAUAGUUGUAUGAGUAGCUGAUGGACCCAACCUGGUGUAAGUCAUGUAAAUAGACAGUGGGAGGUGGAUUAUGUUUUCAAAGGCUCUACUACCUCAGUUUAACUGGACACUUCAUUCUAGGCUUUGCUUUACGUAUUUGUCCUGGCAGCCAAUUAAUGUUGCUGAUUUUUAGCUUCUGUUUUCAUUGAUUAUGUUCAGUAUAUUGAGUUUCAUGGAUUAUCCUCACAGGUAGGAGACACGUAUUCACUUAGUGGCUAAACUCUGUAAGAAAUUCUAUAAAUGCAUCAUUCUGUGAUCAUCCCUCCCAUAGUACAGCACGCCUGCUAUUGGUGUUUGCAGGGUUACUUCAAAUACAAAUCUAUUUGAACCAUUUGAUAAACCUGAAAACAACAGGGGAGAUCCCUGCCCCGCCCCUGUCAGCGACAGAACUCUCCUCCCUUCCUUCUCUGGGGCCAGGAUUCACCCAGGGUGGUUUUUCAGUGCUGUUUAAAAUCUGUCCCUUAAAGGUGUUCCAGGAAAAAUCCACAGGGCAAAGCUGCCCCCACGCCAGGAGGUGACCCAGGAGGUGACCCCAGCGUUCAGCCAGCAGUGUCACUGGAGCCCUGUGCACAGAACCUCACGCUGACUGCUGCAGGGGAGGAACUCCAUGUGUGAUCCAAGGGGUUGUUUCUCCCCUGUUUUUCAAAUGUCCUUUCCUCGCCACACAGUUGUGUUACAUCUGGUUUUUGGAACGAGCAUGACACAGGGCCUGAUUGUGUAAACACAUUUGUAAUGAACGCCAGGGUUGAGCUCCACGUGUGGCUGUUGAACUCUUGGCUGGGGACGUGCUGUGGGCAGUAGUUGAGUCCUGAGUUGUGCCCAGACUGGCAGGGGUGGCCUGGCCAUGGCAGCACUGCUGGGGCUGGCGGUGAGGGGGGCUGAGGGUGCACUCCUUCCUUGGGUGGGUUUGUCUGUAGCAGUGCCCAGAGAGCUGGGCAGCUGCCCCCUAACCCUGGCACCCCCCAGGACUGAGCUUACAGUGACCCUGAUGGGAGAACUGCAUCCUCCUCUGAGCCAUUACUGGCAAAUCGUUGGGGUUGCUUUGAGAUGGGUUUGACUCUCCAGAGAAAUAAUAUUAAUGUGAGAGGAGAAGGAGGUGGCUGGGGGGGGGCACCUUCUGUGCUGUCCUGUGCCCACUGCUGCUCGUUAGUGGUGUUAAUGAUGUGUUCAGUCAGUCCCAGGCUGAUGCAGCUGCCUCGGUGUCCUCCCCCGUGCCAGUCCCUCCCCUCGGCCCCUCUCAGCAGUGUUGUGGGCAAAACACAACCAAAACCCUCGUGGCAUGGGAAGUUUUCCCGUGAGUUAAUUUUUUUGGGGUACAUGAACAAUGUGGUACGUCUGUCUGUUUGUUAAAUAACACAAAAAGGGAUUUUUACAGGCUAUAGCGUCGACUUUUUAAAAUAUAUCGCGAUUGUUUUAUGUGAAUAGAAAACUAAUGUUUGAUUUCUUUUUUCCACUAUUCCCAAUCUCCAUUAUUAACAUGUCUUAAUUUUCUGGCUGAAAACUAAGUGUACUAGAAACACAAAUUAGCAAAUUUGGUUUUGUUGCAAUUGGCAAACACUGGGCUGCUAAGAACAAAAACUGUUUAAAAGAACAGAUUUUACACCUUGCAUAUGUUUUCCCUAUUAGUUCUUAGAAAUGUUUUAUGACAAUUUUUUGCUUUCUCUAAAUUAUUUAGAUGGUGGUACUUGUAAAAUGCUGGGUAAAAUGUACAUACUUGUUAUCUCUUCUGUUUUUGUAUAUAUUUCCCAAGAUGUGCACUUGUAUUAUAAUAACCAUUCCCAAUUUUAGGGGAAAUUUGUGCAAUAAAUACAGUAUGUCAAUUUA
This is a messenger RNA of Manacus vitellinus (golden-collared manakin), 6713 nucleotides long. RefSeq names its product folliculin interacting protein 1 (gene FNIP1). NCBI's taxonomy places the organism in Eukaryota, Metazoa, Chordata, Aves, Passeriformes, Pipridae. Gene Ontology annotation, cellular component: cytoplasm. Gene Ontology annotation, molecular function: protein-folding chaperone binding; ATPase inhibitor activity. The transcript has 18 exons. The coding region runs from base 210 to 3626 and encodes 1138 amino acids. The record is from RefSeq and is a predicted model, not a curated record.